This is a messenger RNA of Urocitellus parryii (Arctic ground squirrel), 2130 nucleotides long. It is a transcript of the gene Ctns, whose product is annotated as cystinosin, lysosomal cystine transporter. NCBI's taxonomy places the organism in Eukaryota, Metazoa, Chordata, Mammalia, Rodentia, Sciuridae. Gene Ontology annotation, molecular function: L-cystine transmembrane transporter activity. Gene Ontology annotation, biological process: L-cystine transport. Gene Ontology annotation, cellular component: lysosomal membrane. The record is from RefSeq and is a predicted model, not a curated record.
ACAAAGUCUGAGCGGCCCGGGGAAUCGGGUACAUUCCCAAGCGGCACCUGGCGCGAGGUUGCUGCGAACGGUGAGAUCGGUCCCCGGAGCCUAGGAACCUCUCUAUGAGUUCUGCAAAAUCAAGGAACAUGAUAAGGAAUUGGCUGCUUAUUUUUAUCCUUUUCCCCCUGAAGCUUGUAGAGAAAUGUGAAUCAACUGUCAGCUUCACCGUGCCUCCUGUUGUGAAACUGGAAAAUGGCAGUUCAACCAACGUCAGCAUCACCCUGGGGCAACCAUUAAAUGCAACCUUGGUGAUCACUUUUGAAAUCACAUUUCAUUCAAAAAAUAUUACUAUCCUUGAACUCCCUGAUGAAGUUGAAGUGCCUCCCGGAGUGACAAAUUCCUCUUUUCAAGUGACUUCUCAAAAUGUUGGACAAGUGACUGUUUAUCUGCAUGGAAAUCAUUCCAAUGCAACCAGCCCAAGGAUACGCUUCUUGGUCAUCCGCAGCAACACCAUUAGCAUCAUAAACCAGGUGAUUGGGUGGAUCUACUUUGUGGCCUGGUCCAUCUCCUUCUACCCUCAGGUGAUCAAGAACUGGAGGCGGAAGAGUGUCAUUGGUCUGAGCUUCGAUUUUGUGGCCCUGAACCUGAUGGGCUUUGUGGCCUACAGCGUGUUCAACAUCGGCCUCCUGUGGAUACCCUACAUCAAGGAACAGUUUUUCAUCAAAUAUCCCAAUGGUGUGAACCCUGUGGACAGUAAUGACGUCUUCUUCAGCCUGCACGCAGUUGCCCUUACCCUGAUUGUCAUCAUGCAGUGCUGCCUGUAUGAGCGAGGCAGCCAGCGUGUGUCACAGCCCGCCAUCGGCUUCCUGGUACUCUCGUGGCUCUUCGCCUUCAUCACCAUGAUUGUGGCUGCAGCUGGGGCAACCACAUGGCUGCAAUUUCUCUUCUGUUUCUCCUACAUCAAGCUCGCUGUCACACUGGUCAAGUAUUUUCCACAGGCCUACAUGAACUUUUACUACAAAAGCACUGCGGGCUGGAGCAUUGGCAAUGUGCUCCUGGACUUCAUAGGGGGCAGCUUCAGCCUCCUCCAGAUGUUCCUCCAGUCCUACAAUAAUGACCAAUGGACAUUGAUCUUCGGAGACCCAACCAAGUUUGGACUUGGCGUCUUCUCCAUCUUCUUUGAUGUUGUCUUCUUCAUUCAGCACUUCUGUUUGUACAGAAAGAGACCAGGGCUUCAGGCAGCACACACAGGUCCUGACAGCCAUCUCGGGUGGAACUGGGUGCAGAACUUGCAGCUGAACGCCUUUCCCCAAACAACCAAUGUUUCUGGGAGCACCUCAAAGGGCUGACCUUGCAGCCAGGAGAGCCAAGGGCACUUUGCUGCCACUGCUGUGUUCCUAGAGACCAAGUAGCUGGGUGCUGUGACCAGUGGACUCAAAGGUGCUGGUGCUGGUGGCGGAGGGGCAAGGAUUUGGGGGUUAGGCCUUGGGGUCCUUUGUCUGAAGGUCCCCAAGACUCUCAUUCUACAUAACUCAGAUUCCGCAACAGCAGUACAGAUGGCCCCGGCCAGGGCCUGGUGAAGAGGAUUUCUGAACCUUGAGAUGCCUGCCAGAUCCAUUCUGAAGUGAACUGAUGCCCAAUGUCCUCUGGAACUUUAUCAUACAAAGUCAGAUACCACACUAACUCCAUUCAGGUUUUUUGAAGGGAUGUUAUGGAAGUGGCAUACUUUCUUUUGUCCUCUCUCCUACCUCCACUUUUUGAGUCAGAUAGGGCUCCAUCUGAACCCACAGUGCUCCUAACCCAGCACCUGUACAACAGGACACACUCUACCGGCCUGUGCCUUAGAGGCCUGUCAGACCUACCAAGUGGUAAGCAUAUUUCCCCCAAGGGGAGGGCAGGCCCCCUUCCCUGAGACCUCCAAUUUGGGGGCUUCAAAGUAAUUGAUACUAUCUCACGCAAUGUUUGUGGGCAUAAUCUUAAUCUCAAACCUCCUUCCCUCCCACCCCAACCUAUUGUCCUUCCUAGGGCAGGAAGGGAGGGUCCCAGGAUGUGCCUUGAGUUUGCUGGCCCACACAUUUUUUACUACAAGGCCAAUGUAAGCGGCCUAUAUCCUUUUUGUUUUCACGGUGCUUGUAUCCUUAAUUAAAA